AUGAGACUGCUAGUCUUCUUAUGGGUUUCUUCUUUUAAAACUCAAAUAGCAUCAAUACAAAAUGAAAAUAUGCUGUUAUCAACUUCUGAGGUUGGUCAAACAUCUUCUAUUUUAAUUGGGUGUGAAUUUUUAAAACGUUAUGGAGCUUUGAAAUUAAAUGUUAAUAAUGAGAUUAUUAAUAUUAAACUUAUUAUGUAUAGUGAUAGGAAUA
This is a messenger RNA of Dentiscutata erythropus, 211 nucleotides long. Lineage: Eukaryota; Fungi; Glomeromycota; Glomeromycetes; Diversisporales; Gigasporaceae. The record is from the annotation of a GenBank genome assembly.